Messenger RNA from Fundulus heteroclitus (mummichog), 15210 nucleotides. RefSeq lists its product as uncharacterized. NCBI's taxonomy places the organism in Eukaryota, Metazoa, Chordata, Actinopteri, Cyprinodontiformes, Fundulidae. Gene Ontology annotation, biological process: signal transduction. The transcript has 34 exons. The record is from RefSeq and is a predicted model, not a curated record. Gene Ontology annotation, molecular function: protein binding. Bases 91 to 15210 code for a protein of 5039 amino acids.
AAUGAGGAGAAUAUUGAACAUUUUCACAAGAAGUCAACUGAAAUUCAGAAGUUGCUGCUGAGCCAUGAGGCUCCUUUGGAACUGCAGGUGAUGGAGACCCAGCUGAGGAAGAGAAUGGAGCAGGUGAAGGAGUUGUUUACUGACUGCACAGAUGUUUUUGAGGAGAUUAUGGCUGUGAGAAAGCAUCUGUCUGAGAAGAUCGAGGAGUGUCGGACGGCUGUGGAAAACAUCCAGAGCUGUCUGCGUGGGACUGAUGCAACAGCAGAAGCCCAGAUACAGGACCUGUGUGCUGAGCUGAGCUCUCAGGAAGAGCAGGCCGAGGCUGUGUUGAAAGAGGUGGGUCUGGUGUCCAGCGUGGCCAGUCCGCAGGUGCUGGAGGAGCUGUCUGCAGACUGCAGCAGACUGAGAGAGGCCAUCGCCCACACCAAAGACAUGAUCAACUUGAAGAGGGAGGAGGAGGACAAAGGCCUGUACAAGGUCAUCAACGAUGAAAGAGAGCUUUUUGAGGAAUGGUUCCAGGAUUUGCAGCUGUCUGUCAACGAGUGCUUUGAGAGCCCUGAGAGCAGAACAGACGUGGAGACGUCUGUGCGAAGACUAACAGGUUUCCUAAAGUCAGAGGACACGGAGAGACGUCUCAGCCAGCUAAAUGAUCAGCUGGAGAGAGCGAGGCAGCGGCUUCCACCUGAGCAGCUCUCAGAGUUGACCGACUGGCUGAAGGAGCAGCAGGAGGAGGUGGCAACAUUUAGAACCCACUGCCAAAACAGACAGGAGCAAAUGCAGUCUCUCCUUGACGACUUGAAUCGUCUGCAGAAGCAGCAUGAAAGCCUCUGUGAGUGGCUGCAGAGCAAAGAAAAGCAGUCGGCGGUUCGGGAAAACGUCAAGCUCCUUCUCAAAGAACUUCAGGAUGAGAGCGGCCGAGCGGAGGCUCUCCGUGAGCUCCUGGCAUCGAUACGCAGGCAGGGCGUAAGGGCCGAAAACAUCCUGAAGGACGGGGACAACUUGUUACAGCGCUGCCGAAACCUGGAGGCCCGGCUGCAGAAUCAGGUGGAGGCCCAGAGUGCCCUGGAGGAGGAAUACAGACGGUUCCAAGCCCAGGCAGAGAGCACCAGGACCUGGAUUAGUGAGCUCACACAACCACUGGCCUCUCCUGACACAGACGGUGACACCGAGGAGAUGAAGCGCAGAACGCUGGCUAUCCUGAGCAGCAGAGCUGAAGGAGACUCUAAAGUGAACAUCCUGCUUGGAGCAGCGGAACGGCUGAGUGAGCAGGAGGAUGUGGACGGCGGGAGGAAACAUGAAGCUCGUCUGCUGGUUAGAGAGAUGGAGAAUCAGUGGAGGACUGCCCUUGAGACUGCUGAGGAGGCUCUCAAUAAGGCAGAGACCAAAGCCGCGUUAGACAAGCUGCUCGGCGCUUUCCAAACCCGCACUGAAAGUUUUGAGUACUGGAUCAAAGACCAGAGAGAGAAUCUCGUGUCUGCGGGUCCUCACAUGGAAGUUGAGGAAAAACUCCAGGUGGCAGAGGCUGUUCUGAGCUCCAGGCCUCAUGGGGAGUCCAGGCUGCAGGAUUUAAAGCAACAAUGCCAGAUCAUCUGUGAGAACCAGGCCUCGGACGGGAACAAGAGGACAGAGGUCUGUGGCGCCGUCCAACGCGCCGAGGAGCAGUGGCAGAACGUCUUGAAGGAUGCUGAGGUGGCGGUGAGGCAGGCGGAAAGCCGAGCUGCCUCUCAGAGGGAGUUUAAGGCUUUCAGAAGCCUGGAUGAAAGCUUCCAGUCCUGGAUCAGAGAGAAGAGACACAAACUGUUGGGUCCGGGUGGUCACAUGGAGUUUGAUGAGCGCUGGCAGAUAGUGCAGGCUGUCAUGAGUUCCAGACCUGAAGGAGAGUCAAAGCUGCUCGACCUGAAGACGCAAGCGGCAGGUCUGUGCAAGCAGCUGGAGAAGAGCGGGGAAGCCGAGGUGGAGCAGAUGGUAACGCGCGCAGAGCAGCUCUGGGGAGCUUUUCUGCAUACAGCCAGACAAGCCGAACUCCGAAGUCUCUCCGACAACUUUGACUGCCAGAGUAAAAACACAGAGUCCUGGAUAAGAGACAGGCAGCAGAAGCUGCAGUCUGUGUGUACCAGCACGCCACCUGAGGAGAGAUGCCACAUAGCACAGGCCAUCUUGAGUUCCAGACCUGAUGGUGACUUUAAGGUGAACAACCUGAGGAGACGAGGCCAGACUCUGUGCGACCACCAAGAUGUUGAAGAAGGCCAGAAAGUGCAGGUUCAGCAGACGGUCAAAGACACGGAGAAGCAGUGGCGGGAAGUCCUCCAAGCUGCUCAGCAGGUCCAAGCUUCAGCAGCAGCUGAGAUCGCUCAGGAGACUGAAAGGAGGAGGUUGGAGUUGAGUGAAUUGGAUUCUCAUCAGCAUGACACUGAGUCCUGGCUCGAGGAUCUCCAGCAACAACUGGCGUCCCUGGGCAACCAAACCGAACCUGAGGACAGACUUCAUGCAGCCCAGACUAUAAUGAGCUUCAAGACAGAAGGCGAUUCGAAGCUGCAGAAGCUCAGGAGUCUCUGCCAGAGUUUGUGUUCUCAGGAUCUUGACAAACAGAAAAAGCGAGACAUUCAGCAAAGAAUCCGAGACAGUGAGGAGCAGUGGACGAAGCUGCAGCAAAAUGCUAAACAAGCAGCGAGUGAAGCUGAAAGGCAGCAUGCUCUGGAUCUCCAGCUCAGGAGCUUUCAAGCCCUGAAGGAAAGCGCCAGCAGCUGGCUAGAAGCGAGGCAGCAGGCCCUCACCUCUCUGGACCAUGAGGCUGAUCCAGAACAAGUGAUAAAGACAGCGCAGAACAUCCUGAGCCUCAAGCCUGAGGGAGAUUCAAAGCUGACCGAACUGAAAAGACAAAGGCAGAAUUUAUCUGAGCAGCAAGAGAUUUCAGAGGCCGCACGGCGAGAGGCCCAGAAGGCAUCACAAGACUCAGAAGAGCUUUGGGCCGUAGUCCUGCAGGCUGCUGAGAACACUCUGCUGAAAGCUGAGGUCCAGUACUCACUGUCCAGAGAGACGGAGGCCUUCUGUAACCAUGCCGACGACACCAAGCGUUGGAUCGAAGACCUGCAAAAACAAGCUGAUGCUAUACAAGGUGGAACACAAGGCAGCAAGGCUCAGCUGGAGAAAAGGCUGAAAACUGCUCAGGUCGUCUUGAGCUCUAAGUCACACGGUGAAAGUCAAGUGAUGGAGCUGAAGAAGCGUGCAAAGAGUCUCUGCGACCACACAGACCUGGAAGAGGACAAGAAGGUGGAGGUUAAGCAGACGGCCCAGGACGUAGAGAUGCAGUGGAGGACAGUGGUGCAGGCUGCCGAGGAGACCCAGAGACGGUUGCAGGGGGUUAUGGAUCGCCUGCUUUCCUGCGAGCAUAAUCAAGAGCAGGCUGAGGCCCGUCUGGCUGAGAUCCAGAAGCAGACAUCCAGCCUUCCACAGACAUUCCCCUGGCCAGGCUUGGGCGAGCGAAGACAGGCUGUAGAGCAGGCCCGGACCCUCCUGGACCAGACCACGGCCUUAGCUCCUGUACUCUCUGAUGUGCGCGCACAGGCUGACGAGCUGUAUGAGAUCACACAGGACCAGAGUUGGACCAAUGCUUCCUGGGCAGCCAGGGAGGAGGCCAUCCCUGCUCUGCUAACACAGCUAACUGAUGCGGUGGCUAACUUGGAGCAGGGUAUAGCGACGGAGCGGCAGUGCACGCAGCUUAUUGAGCAGCAUGAAGCAGCCCAGGACUGGCUGAGAGAGCAGGUUAAAGGCCUGGGACCCGCCCCUGCAGACAAACAUGGCCUUCACAAUGCUGUCAACACGCUGAAGGCUUUGCUGCAGACCGUUGACAGGGAGCAGAGAGAGAUGACAGAGCUGGAUUCUGCCAAGGAGUGUUUGUUGAGUCUCUGUACACCUGGAGGUCAGGACGCCAUCACCCUGGAGGUCAGCCACCUCCGUGAGCUGUGUGCCAACUCGGAGCAGGAGGUGAGGGAGCACUUGACCACCUGUGAAAUGCGUUUAGAGGAGAUGGACCGUGAGCUGGCCCGGAUAUCCCAGGAGCUGAAGGAGAGAGCAGCUGCCCUGCAGUGGGAGCUGCGUUCACUGGACCAGGCGUUCAGUUACAGCGAACCACAGAACAACAUCGCUCAGCUUCAGCAGCACUGGCACAGCCUUCAGAACUGUGAGAACUCCCUGCUGGAUUUGGGUGUCAAAGUUCACAAUAUGUACCAAGAAGUAAAGUCAGCGACGUUUAGCAGCGAGUUACCUCCAGAGAUUGUCAGUUUGGUUUCAUCUUUGUGUCAGCAACAUGCCAGCUUGGAGUGUCGACUAAGUGAUCACCAGGGUGCCUGCUCUACAAAAACAGCUCAUUAUCUGAAGGACUGCAUUUCUGCUAUGCAACAGUGGAGCCACAGCAAGCCGUCUGACUCGGUUUCUUCUCUGCAGGUGACUUUAGAGGAAGGUGAAAAGCUGCAGCACAAUAUGCACGAAGCACUUUCUCAUCAAAUAUUUCUAACAGCCUGCCUGACCCCAGAUUUGUUUGAGAAAUUUAAGAAAGAGUGCGUUGAGAUGCUCAGACAUGUGGACAUACACAUGGCAUCUCUAACUCAGAACUUGAAGGAAAUUGAACAGAGGGGCAAACGGCUGCCUGAUACUGAGUCCUCAGAUAUGUCUCAUGUAAAUCUGGGGGAGACAAAGACCACUGUUGUGCCACCCCCUCGCAAAAACAAGCGUUCCCAUGAGAAGCAAAGUGUUUCCUUAGCAGAAAAAUCUACAUCUGUUAAGGACGAACCAUCAGUGGAAGAAAUACAGAUUGAGGCUCAUACUCCUGAACUCAGUUUGAAACCAGUCAUGGAAGUCUCAAAAAGUGUCACUUGUGAAGAAACAUCACCACUGCCAUCCAGAAGAAAAUCAAAGAGACCAGACACCGGAAAAGAACCUGUCCAUACAAAGGUGGAGACUGAACUGGGGAAAGCUAGGACAACUCACUGUAGUGCAAGCAGUGAGCCAGAGACCAAGGAUGAACCAAUUACUAGUGAGGCCAGGAGUCAAAUAGUACUCUCAAAAACAACAGAAGCUAAAUCUGAGCAGAACCAGGAAUCUUUUGAGAAUGCACCACCUAAAGUCAUUGAUGUUAAACAAGACACAGGUUUGUUGUCUGAUCCACAGUUUGCUCCAGAGCACGGUGACAUGUCUCUCUUGGAGCAAAGACAGGUUUUGCCUCCCAGACGAAAACCAAAGAGUCCCAAAAUUCCUCCUAAAUAUACUGAACAACAAAUAGCACAAACAGAGCAAACUGAAGUCAGCCAUGGGGAAGAAUUGAAGCCCAUACCAAUUAGAAGAAAGUCAAAGACUUCCAUCCCAACGGCAACUUCUUUGCAAAUUGCUUUUGAGGGUAGAAGUAAAGAGCUUAAACCUGAGCAUAAUAAGACAAUACCAGACAGCUUGGAAUCUCCAAAUGUGCACAUAGAAUCAGAAGCAAGUGAAACUGCUGGUUCUAAGAAGGAUAAACCUUCUCCUACCAAAAGAAGAUCAAAGGGUCAAAAAAUACUUGUGGCGCAUACCGCUGAAACCUUUGCAGAAAGCCAUCCUGAGCCAGUUAGUGAAAAGUCUUUGCAGAGUUCUGAAGAGCAACCAGAACUGUUUGUAGAAGAAACUGCACUUUUACCAAGUUGGCAGAACUCAAAGAGCCUUGAAGUUCCUAUAACAUCAGAGCCAUUUUACUCUGCUAAUACAACGACAGGUGUAGAGUCUGAGAAAACUGAACAAGAAUCAAUAAAGCACUCUGCCACAGAAACCUUUACAGGGCAAAAUGGAAGUACUUUUCUGCCACCCAAGAGAACGUCAAAGAAAACAGAACUUUGUCUUGUACAAGCCCUUCAGAUAAGGGAUGAGCCUGAAGGUCAACCAUCUCUUCAGUUUGAACAAAAACAGAAUGAAUCUGUGGCUCAAGAGUCUUCAUCUUCAGACAAGCUCAUACGAUCAACUCAACCUUCUCUUAUGGAAGACGGUAAGCCUUUACCAACCAAAAGGAUCUCAGGAGGCUUGAUACCUUUGGAAGACCCUAUUGUGAAGGCUUUGCAGGAUAAUUUAGUGGAACCUGGAGGACAAAAAUCUUCAGAAGGAACAGAGAAUGCCAUUUUAACACAAACAGAGAUCAUACAAAUUCAGACAAAAUCAGUGAUUAGUGAUGUUUCAGCAGCUAUUCAGCCUGCCCCUGUGAAAACUUACAGCCUGGAGUCAAUUGAAACCGAAAAAGAACUUCAAAGUGAAAAUACUACUGAUCAGGGAGAACCUGAGCACCUCCCAACCACAAGGUCAAAGAGUCCAGUCAUUUCUCCACAAAAUUUGAGCAAGGAGGAAACACAGGGUUUUGGCAGUGGUCAGAAAACAGAAGGUGCAGUUGUGCAUGAAACCCAAUUAACAGGUUCUAACAGUCUGUCCUUUUCAGGUCCACAGAUGGCCACUGAAACAAAUGAAACACUUGAUGAUGUUCUUUCAAUUUUGCCCAAGACCACAGAAGAAUCAGAAUAUCCAAGUUGUACAGAGCAAAUAGGCAUUGUUGUUCCAAGCCAACCUGAAACUCCAUCAGCCAAUCAGGAGCCAAAUAAUCUCACUGAAUACAGGGAAAGGGAAACGAAAAGUGAAGGGCAGGCUUUGGUUGCACAGGUAGAUGAAAGACAGGGUGAAAUUUUAGUAGUUGAGUCAACUGAGCUUUUAUCAAUCAAAGGGAAGUCAGAAGGUCGAAAGCUUCCUCUAGAACAGUUAAAUAACAAUAAAAUACCAACAGAUGAGGAGCAUGAUAAGGAAUUCUCACUGUCACCUUCCAUGGAGCAGACAGAUGUUAAUUUGGGAGAAACUGAGCCUAAACAAAUAAGAAAAGAACUGGGAAGAGUUGAGCCUUCAGCAGGCUCAGAGUCAUUAUGUGCUGCUGAAACAAACACUGAUGUAGUGACUAAACAUGAUACAGGAGAUUGUGAUAGUGUUAAAUCUACCACAGCCGUCAAGAUGCUCACACCAAAGGCAGUAAAUGACAGCGUGGACAAUCAAACUCUUGCAGAAGAAAUCAGCCAAGAAGAUACAAAGGUUUUCCAAGAUCAGAAUCAACAAGAAAAGAAAGUGGCCACAGUUGUUCUAGAUUCAGGUGGAGGGUUUAUGCAUACUGACAGUGGUCCAUUGUAUGAAGUAGAAACCCUUGCUUCACCUUCUGCUGAAGACUCUGAGACUGACAUUUCAGCCAGUUCAAUAAUGCCAUACAAAUCUUCAGACACAGGGGUCCAGAUGUCUGAGCACAUAGCCACAGAAGCUCUUCAGCAAACAACCUCCCAAUCCUCAGAAAGAGACUUGGACACAGUUUCUAAAUCACAGGCUCGUUUUUCUUCUGACUCUACAGAUGUUUCCACAGCUUUACAACCAGACACUAUGGCUCCUGAGACUGGUGGUUUGGAGACAAAAGAAACUAAGAAGGAAUUUGACAAACCAACAGUGUUUUCAACUCCACAAUCGCAUGCGCCUACCACUGAUCAGGAAGAAUAUGAGUUCCUUACACCUGCAAAAACAGAACAUCCCAUAGCUGACCCAGAACCUUCUAACAAGGAGAAAUCACUGGACACGGAAGCUUCUGACAGUCAGACAGCUGAAGCUGCUGCUGAACUGAUGCAUUUUAGAGAGCAACCAAGUCUCACCACUUCAGUGGUAAAUGAACAAUGCCCAGACAUUACUGAGUCAAAAACUGUAGUCAAAUGUGAAGAAACUCAAAGUCAAAGUGGAGAAGCUAUUUUAACAGUGCAGGAAGAUGAAGGACAACGUGUUGUACUGGAACUAAAGCAGAUUGACUUAACUGAACGCAAAUCAAAGAGUCCUAAAGACUUUGAUGGAACUAAAGCAGCCCCAGCUACAGAAGUACUCACAACAAUGACACAAAAUGACAAUACAGACAGUCAAGCGGCUGUAGAACAACACAGUGAAGUAGGCGAAGAAAGUGAAAUUCAGCUUCUUGACGAUCAGAAUCAACAAGAAAAGAAAGUGGCCACAAUUGUUCUAGAUGCAGAUGUACAAUUUAUGCAUACCAGCAGUGGUCCAUUUUAUGAAGUAGAAACCCUUGCUUCACCUUGUGCUGAAGACUCUGAGACUGACAUUUCAGCCAGUUCAAUAAUGCCAUACAAAACUUCAGACACAGGGGUCCAGAUGUCUGAGCACAGAGCCACAGAAGCUCUUCAGCAAACAACCUCCCAAUCCUCAGAAAGAGACUUGGACACAGUUUCUAAAUCACAGGCUCGUUUUUCUUCUGACUCUACAGAUGUUUCCACAGCUUUACAACCAGACACUAUGGCUCUUGAGACUGGUGGUUUGGAGAUAAAAGAAACUAAGAAGGAACUUGACAAACCAACAGUGUCUUCAACUCCACAAUCACAUGAGCCUACCACUGAUCAAGAAGAACAUGAGUUCCUUACACCUGCAAAAACAGAACAUUCCAUAGCUGACCCAGAACCUUCUAACAAGGAGAAAUCACUGGACACAAAAGCUUCUGACAGUCAGACAGCUGAAGCUGCUGCUGAACUGAUGCAUUUUAGAGAGCAACCAAAGCUAACCACUUCAGUGGUAAAUGAACAAUGCCCAGACAUUACUGAGUCAAAAACUGUAGUCAAAUAUGAUGAAACGGAAACUCAAAGUCAAAGUGGAGAAGCUAUUUUAACAGCACAGGAGGACAAAGGACAAGGUGUAGUACUGGAGCUAAAACAGAUUCCAUUAACCAAACACGAAUCAAAAACUUCUAAAGACUUUGAUGGAACUAAAGCAGCUCCAGCUACAGAAGUGCUCACAACAACGACACAAAACGACAAUACAGACAGUCAAGCAGCUGUAGAACAACACAGUGAAGUAGGCGAAGAAAGUGACAUUCAGGUUCAGGAAGAUCAAAAUCAACAAGAAAAGAAAGUGGCCACAAUUGUUCUUGACACAAGUGAAGGAUUUAUGGAUGCAGCAAAUUCUCUUCCCCACCAGGUGGAAACUUGUGCUAUAAGCUCUCCUACUAAAGAGCUCAAGGAAGACAUAAACUUCAUUCCGGUAACGUCAUAUAAGGAAUCUGAGCAUAGACCCCAAGAGUCUCCACAACAAACUAUUACUCAGUCUUCAGAAAGAGACUUGGAUACUCCUUCCAAAGUGCAGCUUUCUUCUUCCUCUGACUCUACAGAUGCACCAAACUUAGCUGAUUACAUUGAAAAGUUAUGGGAAAACACAGAUGGAAUCGAGAGGAGAUUUUUGAUUCUUGAUGUGCCUGACACAGCGAUCAGUCAGACAUGUGAGAUAGAGCUAAAUCAACCUGACAAAGGGUCUGAUGACAAAAAUGUUUCCAUUAGAAGUAGCUCUGCUGCUUCUACAUAUUCUUUGUCUCAAGAAGGAAGGACAGAGCUGACAGAAAUAAAAUCAUCUGAGGAUGAAAAUGUCAAACUGAGAGGAACUGUGAGUGAGGAAAAAGAGUCUGAGCAGGAAACACCACAGGAAAGAUCUAAAGGGCUAACUGAAAGUGGUGUACAAGUGAUGCUGGAAGAAGGGUCUGCUCAAAAGGAACCUGUAUGUAUUUUACACCUGGAAAUCGCUACCAGUCCUGCCGUCACCGAUGGCACAUGUGUCACAGGACAUGAGCAAAGUAAGGAGCCUGCUGAAGCUGAACAAAUUUCAGAUGAGACUAAGCCUUCUGCUUCAGAAGCAGUGUUGGACCACAAGACAGAAUAUAUAGAAAUAAGCCUUUAUGAACAUGAACAAAUCGGUCAGAUUGAAACCAAAAUGGCAAACAAGUACACCAUUCCAGAGGAACAUCCAGCUCUUCUGACACCUACGGAUAAUGCAAAAUCUGUUACCUUGGACGAAUCUCAAAUGCUGACUGAAGUUUGUGUUUUAAAACUAGAUAUACAGAGCGGUGCAGAAGAUCGGGAAAUCACCUCAACCCAAGAAGAAAAAGAGACACCCAAAGAUUUUGCUCAAAAACAAAAUCAGUCUGAACAAAUUGUAGUUAUAUUCCCAGAGGAGGCCGCAGUUGAGAUGAAUGAAAUGCAAACGCAAGAUAGUAGUACCCACAGUUUGGUUAAUGUUGCUGAAGGUGACUCUGUUCAGCUCAGUUCUCUUAUUUAUGAGUCAAUACAACCACACGAGACAAGAGUCAUUGAAAUAAGCUUAAACGAUAAAGACAUAAGUCCAAGAAAAAGUGAGGCAACACUAGAACUUCUGACAGCAGAACAAGAAAGGCCGUCGCUGGGCAUAGCGCAUACGGUCGUAAAUGACCACUCUGAGAUGUCAACAGAAGGAUUAGCUGAUUUUUAUAAGAGGCUUGGAGAAAAGCCAGAACUGGGGGAGAAACCUCAGAUGGAGCCUGAAGAACAAACAGCAACACAAGCCAGUGCUGAGGAGCAUGAAAACAUGUUUGCAAAGGAGCCAGGAAUAUUUACAAGAGAGGAACCACAACAAACCGACUCCAUGGGGAUGGAGAAUGAGUCUGAGAGCAUCUCCUCUCAACAUACACCAUUACCAUCAUGCGAUACAGAUACAGUGCUUGAAAACAGAAGUGCCACAGAGCAAGGUCCUUUCAAACCACAAGUACUGAUUCAGCAAGAUAUGCCAGGAACCAUUCAGGAAAGGCCUGCAGAGUUCCUCCUAAAUCAGAAAAAGAUACUUCCAGAUACUUUGGUGGAGCAGACUACUUCAUUAGUUACUACAGGAGAAAUGCCAAAUACUGACCUGAAUGAAACAAGUGUUCAGGGCCAGAAUGUGAUAGAAAAGAAAGAUCUGCUUCCUUUGGAUAUUUACCCUGAAGACAUGACAAUGAGAGAAAUAAAUGUAAAACAACAGGAUAAGGAAGAAUCUGUUGAAGCAGAGCAUUCUGAAAAAGGUAAUAAGGAGGAGAGGCAAACUGACCCUCAGCUAGAUUGCUAUAGAGAUGCAUUAGCUGAAGUAGAUAAGGGUCCCAGUGUUACAGAACAGCCAUCCAAACCAUUAAUACCUGGCACUGAUGUUGCAUCAGAGACCUUUUAUGAGAAGCUUGUCGAAAAUACAGAACUUUCUGUGAACCCAGUUGAGGUCCAAACUGUAGACAAUGGAAAGCAGCCAGAGAUGGAAACAAGUAUGAAGUCUGACUCAGUAAAGGAAAGACAAGAUGGAACAAUAGCAACAGUUCAGCUUGAUGAAUCAGCAUCUGGAAAAAUUCAAGAAGCUGUUCUAGAAACCUUUACACCAUUCCUGUCUGAACCAAGCUGGGUCCAUACAGUCCAAACAGAUGAACAUCCACAAGAUGGCAAAGAAAAGAUUGAUGGAGAAGUGAGAGAGGCUGAAGAGAGAACAGUCAGUGCACAGCUCCAAAUCCAAACUACUUCUGAUGAAGUAGUGAAGCAUCAGGAUGUGAACUUGUCAAAGGUGUUUUCAAGUGCUGAAGAGACUCUGACAGGAUCACCGCAGGUGGUUGAGAAAUCAUCAUCAUCUGAUGUUCCCCCAGAGGAAGUAACCCAUUCCCAGCAGCUUUCAGCUCAGGAACAUAAAACACAGCAUUCAGAGAACCCCCAUCUGAAAGAAUCAGAAAGAACCGCUGUAGAUAGCAUCUUCACAGAGAUACAGCAACACUCAGGGACAGGAACCAUCAGUCAACUCAUAGAGGCUGAACUGCAGAAGAAUGUUCCAGAGGAUCUGAUCACACCCACCAUGGAUUUGAAUCUUCAGCUAAGCAGACUAGCUUCGAACGUCCUCUGCAUCAAGAACAGUCCCACUGAGCUGAACCCGAAAGCUAUGGCCCAGCAGGUGGAGGAGGUCCAGCAACGGUCAGAGCUUCAGCUAUCACUGCUCCAACAGCUGAGAGAAGCCAAUGCUCAGAAGAAAGAUGUUCUGGAAGACCUGGAGAACCAGUGGGGCAUUUUGGCAAAAGACACAGCUGCUGUUAUCCAGAUUAAAGAGGCCCAGUUGCAGCUUGUGGCUGAUUACUGCAGGCACAGGGAAACUGCAAAAAAGAAGAUGGAUCAACUCAAUGCAGAACUAGAAGCUAUGAAAAUGUCCCCACAGGAGAGCAGUUAUAAGGAGGCAGAGCGACUCCGUUGCUUCCAGAGAACUAUGGAGGAGAACCGAGAGAUAAUUGGGGAGCUGCUUAUAACGCAUGCAAAGAUUUGUCUCCACCUCAGCCGAUCGGACCAGGAAACUGCACAGAUUGAGCAAAAGAACCUGCUAGAAAAUUGGAGGUCUCUGGAAAGCACUGUUGAGAGCAGCCUUCAUCACGCAAAUGUCCACUCUCAACACAUCAGCACUGUUCUCUCGGAUCUGUCUAGUCUGCAGGAACGCAUGCAUCCAAUCUCACAAGACCUUGAAGUCAAGAGUUCUUUAGCUACUCAGUGGAGUUGCAAGGAGGCUCAACACCUGAUGGAGGCAAAUGCUGAGAUUAAAGCGGUCAAGCAGCAAUACUUCCAUUUACAGCAACUGUCAAAAGAGUUACUUCACAGCUCACAAUGGCAGAGCGAAUCAGAGGAGAUAAGCAACAGGCUCCAGGAGAUGAAAAACAAGAUUUGCUUCACUGAGGAACUGUUGUUGUCUCAAACAAAAAACAGCAGCAACCCCAUCAUGGGCAAAAUUAUUGCAGUGAUGAGAGAUGGCCUUGCAUGGGCCAAGCAAACAGAGAGUGACAUUGAGGGCAGGAGGAAGUGGGUACCUCUUCUUCCCGAAGAGGUUCACCGGCAGCUCAAAGAUCUUAAGAAGCUUCAGUCUGAAGUGAUGGCCAAACAGGGUCAACUGGAGUCACUGGUGGAGGAGGUGACAGAGCUGCUUCCACAGCUGGACCAGGCUCAGGAGGUGCCCAUUGUACACACGUCACUUGAACGUCUUGAAGAACUCUCAAAUUCCACCACUGACAAGCUGUCCAAAGCUAUAAAAGAGGUAGAGUCUGGACUCCAGAUCAGAGAGAAGCUAUCUGAGCAGAUGGCUGACCUAGACUCUUGGGUUGUGGGUUACCUACAGUCAGAGGUCUCAAGGAGUACAAACAGUGACCCUAUGAGCCACGGUGACUUGGAUCUGGGAGUUUGCCAGGCCCAAGAACGCCUGGCUGAGGCUGAACGACAGGCAGCAAUCUGCGAGGCUCUUUUAAUGAAGAGUAAAGACAUUGCUGUGGAACUCAGUGCAACGGACAACUGUCAGCUUUAUGAUAAGAUCAGAAAGCUCCAGGAAGACAUCAGAACCAUAAUCAGUCAUGAGAAGGCCCAAAAAGAGGAGCUGGAUCAACUCAUCAAGACUGUAGAAACAAGAAAGAAUGCCUUAGCAAGUGUUGAAAAAAGCCUGAGGCAAAUGUCAGUUGAUGUGAGCAGACUGAAGUUUCCGAUCACAAAGGAGUCCCUGCAAGUCUUGAAACCUUUAAAACUCCUCCUUUUGGAUCACAAGGUUCAGGUUGACCUUCUGAUACCAUGGACUCCUCAACAAAAGUUGAAGGAAAUGAAUGAUGCAAUUUCUGAACUUCAUAACAAAAUCGCGUCAAUUGAAAUGAAAUCCAGGGACCAGGAGAAUUACCUGAGCAUGAAACAGUGUUUGGAGACAGUGGAGGAGAAUUUUCAGCAGCAGGUUUGCUUGACCGGAGAUGAUAGCAUGGACCCGGUAGGGAAGUACAAACUGUGCCACACCCUCCUCCUCCAGUUUUCUCAGAUGAAAGGAUUAUGUAGACAGGUUCGCUCAAAUCUUGAGUUGAUUGCUGCGGACCUGGAUCCCUCACAGCUCACAGCUGAGCAACAGAGGAUUAAACAUAAUGAGGACAUCCUUGACACUUGGGAAAACACUCUCUGCAACAAUCUCGGUCUCAUUGAACUGAGCGUGCUCAAGGAUCUGGACCUUGAAUCAGUGAGAAGCUCCACUGAUGACUUUCUCUCAAGGACCCUAAGAGAGUGUCAGAACCCCACCUUGUUGGAGCCCAACCAAGUGAUGAUCGACAGGGAAUACUGGCGAAUUGCGUCUUUAAAGAAGGCAGCAGAAUUACAGAUGAGAUCGCUUCAGGUGUUAGAGCAAAAUAAAGGAAGCAAACAAAGAAGACGACUCGAUGAGCUGAUAAAUUUGAAAAAUGCCGUCCUGAGUGAAUGCGACUCAAAAAUGGAGGAUCUCUUGAAAGCAAGAGAGCGCUUGAGAAGUUAUACCCUCGCUGUCAAUACAGCUGUCCAGUUUCUGCAGGACAUCGAGGGCUCUCUGCUGCCUCUCCAGGGUUCUAUUGGACCAUGUUGUGAAAGACUAGAGGAGACUGAGCAUGCUUUGGCUUCUCUUCAGCAUCAGUUCCAAACCUACAUUGAGAAGCUUCAAGACCAGUCUGUUGCACAUACUUACUUGUCUUCACAGAAGGUGGAACAGGUCCAGGAAAUGAUUCUGAGCCAGCUCCUAGUUAGGAUGUCAACACUUCUGGCAAAAGGACACAUACGGUUGGAAAAUCUUCACAGGUGUGCAGAGCAGUACAGUUGCUACCAAGAGUCUCAAGAUGAAAUCCUCAAGAGUGUGGCUCGUUCCUCAGACAGUCUUCUGCAGCAGAUAUCUCAGAAAGUAACUUGCCUCACUGACUGUACUGACCAACAGGAAAGGCUCUCAGCACUGUCUGAGGAGAUGGAAUCCAUCCUGAAGCGUCUGGAGAACAUGAGGGAGUGGUGCUCAGAAAUUAGUUGUCGUGGAGGUCGUGAGGCAACCGUGGCCACCAUCUGGAGACGGGUGUCAAGAUUACGUAACUGCAUGCAGAAGCUGACAGCUCAUUGUAAACAGAGAAUCACAGAUUGGCGUGACGUCACAAGCAGUUUGGAGAAAGCCUCAGCUGUGUUGGAGACGGUGGAGGCAGAGCUUCCUAAUGCCUCUGCGACAGCCGUAUCCACUGAGGAGCUUCAGGAGCUGCUGCAGUCUUGGGAACAGUACCAAGAAAGGCUAGAUUGUGAACAUCGAGCCCUGUCUGCGUUGGAACUGCGGACAGCCAGGCUGCUGGGGGUCCCCGCCCACCUGGAACAGGCUCCACCCUUUCCACUUUGUCAGCGCCUACAGUUGAUGCAGGGCCGAUACAGUGGUGUGGGGCAGAAGAGCAAGGAAGGCUUAGUUAGUGCCAAACUGGAGCUGGAGGAGAGAGAAAAGGUCCGAGAGGAGCUGCAGGUGAUCCAUGUUUGGCUCAAGGCUGCGGAGAGUCUGUUGUCAAAGAUGGAGCAGUCCAGCAGCACGCAGGAGCUACAGGACCAGGACUGA